Molecule: messenger RNA, 1195 nt
Organism: Euleptes europaea (tarantolino)
Lineage: Eukaryota; Metazoa; Chordata; Lepidosauria; Squamata; Sphaerodactylidae
Gene: LYAR
Product: Ly1 antibody reactive
Exons: 8
Coding region: 8-1141 (377 amino acids)
Biological process (GO): negative regulation of transcription by RNA polymerase II; rRNA processing
Cellular component (GO): nucleolus
Molecular function (GO): DNA binding
Source: RefSeq, a predicted model, not a curated record
ACCCAAAAUGGUGGUUUUUACAUGUAAUGCUUGUGGGGAAUCUGUGAAGAAGGGACAGGUUGAGAAGCAUGUGAAUAUGUGCCGGCAUUGUGAAUACCUUUCCUGUAUGGAUUGUGGCAAAGAUUUCUGGGGUGAUGAUUAUAAAUCUCACGUGAAGUGUCUAAGCGAAGACCAGAAGUACGGUGGCAAGGGAUACGAAGCCAAAACUUGCAAAGGAGAUGUCAAACAGCAGGAAUGGAUUCAGAGGAUUCAUGAAGUGAUAGAAAAAACAAACAUUAACCCAAAAGUUCGAGAUAUCUUACAGCAAAUGUAUGCCUUUGACAAUAUUCCAAGAAAAAAGGGAAAGUUUCAGAACUGGAUGAACAACAGUUUGAAAAUGCACAACACUUUUCUACAAGAUCAGGUGUGGGAUAUCUUUUCAGAAGCUACUAAGAAGGGACCAAGUGAGAAACAGGAGAAACCACAAGGCACAGCUGGAAAUCAGUGUGAAAAAAAUGAAGUUACAUCAAAGCUAUGUGAAGAGGAUGUAGCAAAAAUGGAGCCACCGGCAAAGAAAAAAAGCAAAAGGGAACAAAAAGAAGAGAGGCGAAAGGUCAAAAAGGAGAAAAAGGAAUUAAGGCUACAAAGUCAACAAGACCGCUUACAACCUUUAAAAGUCAAAAAGUCUAAGAAAGAAAAAUGUGAGGAAGAGGAUGAGAAAGUAUUUCAGGGCAGCCGUGUGAAGGUGACAAAGAAGAAGCGGCGAGCAAUUGAUGCUGUGGAGCCGGAAGUGAACGGUUGCAGUCUCCAUUCAGAAGAGCCAGCAGGAACAAAACCCCCAGCCAAGAAAUGCAAGUACAGCCCCUCGGAAGAGGAGUCUUGCACUGAAAUAAAAAGAAUGAAUUGUCCAGUAACUGAAGAAAAUGAGGAUGAACAUCAAGGUAAAUUCAGUUGGAAAGGAACCAUAAAGGCUGUUCUGAGACAAGCGCCUGACAAUGAAAUCUCAAUUAAGAAACUAAGAAAAAAGGUGUUAGCCCAGUACUACACAGUCACAGGUGACCAUCAUAAAUCUGAAGAGGAAAUUCUGGCCUUGUUUAAUAAGAAAGUCAACAGUAAUCCUAAAUUUAAAGUUUUAAAGGAAAAGGUUAAACUUCUGAAAUAGCUUUAUGUUCAAAUGAUCUAAUUUUGCACAGUAUGCCCAGUUUUACAAUCAGAU